Messenger RNA from Penaeus monodon (black tiger shrimp), 578 nucleotides. RefSeq names its product cuticle protein 8-like. The record is from RefSeq and is a predicted model, not a curated record. The transcript has 3 exons. Lineage: Eukaryota; Metazoa; Arthropoda; Malacostraca; Decapoda; Penaeidae. Gene Ontology annotation, cellular component: extracellular matrix. The coding region runs from base 3 to 494 and encodes 163 amino acids.
ACAUGUUUCUUACGUUGAGCGCCGUGUUGGGUCUGACAGCUGCCUCUCUGGCCGCUCCGUCACAGCCUCCCUACGGAUACUCUCCUCCUCCCUCCUACCAGUCUCCAGCUCAGUAUAACUUCGAUUGGGUCGUGAAGGACGACUACUCCGCCAACGACUACGGCCACCAGGAGUCCCGCGACGGCUACAACACACAGGGAUCCUACUACGUGCAGCUUCCUGACGGUCGCCUGCAGAAGGUCACCUACCACGUGGACGGCGACUCAGGCUACGUGGCUGAGGUCACCUACGAGGGACAGGCUCAAUACCAAGCCCACCAACCUUCCUACCAUCCUACACCUGCCUACCGUCCUUCACCUGCAUACCAGACUACCCCUUCAUACCACACCACCCCUUCAUACCAGACUACCCCUUCAUACCACACCACCCCUUCAUACCAUCCUACACCUUCGUACAGACCUACUCCAUCUUACAGACCGAGUCCUCAUCACUGAAAUGCUAAUUUGUAAACAGACAGAACUCGUAUCCAUAUUUACUAUUUUGGUAACUGCUUAUUAUAGAAUAAAUAUAUAUUGAUA